AUGUCCUCCACCACUACCAUUGCUCCCGUCAAGCGCGCCUGCGACAGGAAAGUCAAGUGCAUAGGUGAAGGCACCAACCCAUGCAAGAACUGUGUCUCUGCUGGCCUGGCAUGCACAUACAACGCCAUCCCCCAGAAGAAAGGCCCCAAGGGCAGUCGCGCCAAAGUCCUGUCUGAGCUUCGUGAGAACCAACGAAAUGCACAAUUGGCCUCUGGUUUCCCCCAAGAGCUGGGCCACGAUGGCCGGCCAUUGUCUUCGCAGAAUGUCCGGACUCCAGGCCUGGUCCCACGGCCCCUCGUUGAGAGUUGCAUGGAGUUCUUCUUCUCCUACAUCUACCCUUCACAGCCGGUACUUCAUCGACAACGGGCGCAAGAAGCCAUCGUCAACAUGGACCGCUCCAUCGAAGCCUACUGCAUGAUCGUGUCCUUGUGUGCGUACGUCAUGAUCCAGGCCAAUAUGAAGCCCCGAUCCGACCUUCUGGAGCGACAUGAGAUGGCUCAGAUGUCGAACGCUCAAUUCGGCCACAUCCUCCUGGAGGAAUCCAUCCGUGUACGGAGAGGAUAUGACUACCGCGAGAACCCCACAGCUUCCACGGUCCUGACAUCGUAUCUGUAUAGCGGGUGCUACUUUGGAUUGGCGAAAGAGAACACAGCGUGGACCUACCUCCGAGAGGCCACUACCCAAGCACAGCUUCUGGGAAUGCACGAUGAAGAGACAUAUAAGCACGACCCACUCGACACAUCACGCAAACGCGUGCUUUACUGGCUGCUAUUCAUGGCCGAAAGAACAUAUGCCCUUCAUCACCAUCGGCCAAUCUCACUCUACCCGACCAUACAUCCACCUUCUCUGGACGAAGUACCUGCUGACCGCCCAGUCGCCAUCGGCCUGGAGCUUAUGAUUAAUCUGUACAAAACCAUUGACGACACAUUUGUCAACCUCUGGAACCGCGUACACAGCCACAUUAACCCCACCUGGAUUGCACAAUUGCAAACGCAGCUCUCCGAAGCAGUCCCGGCAUAUCUUGAGUGCACCGAGGCACAAGCCGUCGAGAUCCGCGUAACUCAGCAAUGGCUGCGAGCAAUGGUCUGGCAACUGUGCGUCUGCCAAGGUCUUGUGAGCAGUGUUAGCCAGGAUACGUCCAUGACUUUCAAAUUCCCGAUCCAUAUCUCAAGAGACCUCUUGACGAUGACACACCAAUUUUCACAGCAGGCCAUGGAGGUACACGGCGUUGGUCUGAUCGAGAAGCUGUUCGAUAUCGCCUGCUGCCUGACUGACGUGGUCGCUUGCACGUCUUUCUCGCCAGAUGCUUUUGCUUUGGGUCCUCGAGACUAUGUGUCUCGUUUCCUUACCCUCAUUCAAACGCUGCGCGGCGGGCAAACCCGCUUCCUGCCGAUGCUUCUCGCCAAGCUGCAGGAGGUCCUGCCCAACCUCCCCUUGCCACGUUCCCUGAACCUGACACAACCGCUCCCUGGCUCGUCGAUCGGCCUUGGUGGCGCUGGCGGCAUGGUUCCUUCAAACGCAGGCGACGAGUUUUCAGCGCUUCCCUCUGUCAUUUCACCAUCGUACCCAUCAACCGAUUUGAUUCGAAGGCUUGCGGCACAGACUGGUGCUCAGUUACCGUUCAGCACGACCCAACAACCCAUGAUACCGGCACCGACAUCUCACAUCGAUGACAUGACAAUCUAUGAUUCUACUCACACUAACUCACAUUCCUCGGGGUCAGCUCCUCGAAGCAACUCCGCAACUCCGGGUCCCUACGAACCUCCCAUGUCACAAUCGCGCGCACAGCUUGUUGGCCAUCCCUCUGCUCAACUUUCUUCGACCGUUGCUCAGCAAGCCCACCUACAGUCGCACAAUCUCGGUGUCAAUUCCACCACUUACGAUCCACGAUUCAAUGUACAGGGGUUUCCGGUGGAUCCUGCGAUGAUGUUCAAGCAAUAG
Molecule: messenger RNA, 1941 nt
Organism: Boeremia exigua
Lineage: Eukaryota; Fungi; Ascomycota; Dothideomycetes; Pleosporales; Didymellaceae
Exons: 4
Coding region: 1-1941 (646 amino acids)
Biological process (GO): DNA-templated transcription; regulation of DNA-templated transcription
Molecular function (GO): DNA-binding transcription factor activity, RNA polymerase II-specific; DNA binding; zinc ion binding
Source: RefSeq, a predicted model, not a curated record